AUGGUACCUUCACCUAAAAUGCCACCCAAGUAUAACUUUUUCAGGGGACACCCUUCUCCAUACUUGCUGCCAACAAAAGAGGUGCUGGAGGCCACGACGAAAGUAUAUAACCGUGUCAUAGAGAAUGAAAACUGCUACGACGACGUUUUCAACAGGCAUCCAUUGCAAUAUGGUCUUGGACUGGGAAACGAGGAGGUGAGACAGGCUAUAGCGGACUGGAAUAACCGCUGCUUCGAGAUGGAUGUGCGCUCUGAGGCAAAUUGCAUCAACCUGAGUAAUGGUGCCAGUUAUGGAGUUAUGAAUAUUCUUGCCCAGACCACUUCGCCGCACAACGGUAUAACCAGGAGAGCAUUUUUGGUUACCCCCACAUAUUUCCUUAUCAAUUCGACCUUCAUCGAUGCCGGUUUUGGGGGCAAGCUAACGGGUAUUGAGGAGCUUUCCGAUGGCCAGCUGGACUUGGACGAGUUUGCCAGCAAGCUGCAGUACUAUGACUCGCUUGAAGAAAUAAAGCCACCAAGACCAGAAGAUUUGGAAGCCAUCCAGCAUCCAUCAAAAGUGCAAAAAAAGGUUUACAGAUACGUUCUAUAUUUGACUCCCACCUUUUCAAACCCAAGAGGAGGCACUCUGACGCUCGCUACAAGACACAAACUAAUUGAGUUGGCAAGAAAACACGAUGUCUUGAUUAUUUGCGACGACGUGUACGAUCUUCUCAGUUAUAAGAGUGAUAAAUUGGUUCCUCGUCUUGUCUACUGCGACAAGCAGACUUUGACCGACACUCAAGCGUACGGCAACACCGUCUCCAACGCAACUUUCUCAAAACUGGCCGGCCCGGGGCUUCGUGUUGGUUGGCAGGAAACCGUGUCGCCAAAGUUGGUAACACAGAUACACUAUGGUGGAGCAAAUAUCUCCGGUGGAGCUCCGUCUCACACAAACAGCGUUAUAAUCGGUGAAAUGGUGAAGACGGGGGCAAUGGAUAAUAUUGUCAACAAUCUUUGCGAAGUUUACUCAGAGAGGGCGCUGGCUUUGAAAGAGGCUGUUGAGAAAUACAUGCCAAGGGGCACCAGAUUGGAUGGUGGCGAUGGUGGCUACUUUGUUUGGAUAACUUUACCGGAUGGUUAUGACUGCCGAGUUAUAUGUGAAAUGGCAGCUAAACAGGGACUCAUUCUGGCCAAUGGAGACCACUUUGAAGUUGUGGGAGACUCUCGUGGAUGGGGGGCACAGGCAGCACGUCUAUCCAUCAGUUUCUUAUCCAAGACCACCAUAGUGGAGGGCAUCAAACUCUGGGGUAAUAUUUGUAAGACCUAUAACCAGCUAUAA
Molecule: messenger RNA, 1317 nt
Organism: Ogataea parapolymorpha DL-1
Lineage: Eukaryota; Fungi; Ascomycota; Pichiomycetes; Pichiales; Pichiaceae
Exons: 1
Coding region: 1-1317 (438 amino acids)
Biological process (GO): biosynthetic process
Molecular function (GO): L-2-aminoadipate:2-oxoglutarate transaminase activity; pyridoxal phosphate binding
Source: RefSeq, a predicted model, not a curated record